UCACACCUCAAUCUAUUUUGACAAGACAAAGUUGAGAGAAACUCAAUCCUCUGUAAUGUCCGACAAAGGGGAGAUCGAAUCUAAGCAUCCGCCGGAAUUGGAUCCGGCGACGGAGGAGAAGCCGGAGGCGGCGGUGGCGGAGGCGGCAGCUGCAAAAAGGAGGAGAAACCCAAGGCUUUAAAGGAGAGGAAGCCGCGGAAACCGAAAACUGCGACUCACCCUCCAUACUUUCUGAUGAUAAAGGAUGCCCUGUUGGCUCUGAACGAGAAGAGUGGAUCGAGCCCAUACGCCAUAGCCAAGUUCGUAGAGGAGAAACAAAAGUCCGUACUCAAGGCUAAUUUCCGAAAAACCCUAGCUUUGCAGCUGAAGAUCUUGGCCACGAAAGGCAAGCUCGUGAAGAUCAGAGCUUCUUACAAGCUUGCGUCAGAGACAACGAAGAAGCCGAGAUCCUCGACCAGGACGAGGACAAGGGCUCGAUCUUCUUCGACAUGGGCAAAGACGAUGCCCGUGAACAAGCACGAAGUCGCCACUAAGAAGAAGGUAAGCCGGACACGAAAGGCAAAGCCCAGACAACUCAAGUCCAUCAAGUCACCGGCUGCUAAGAAAGCCAUGAGAGCUUCUGCUUCUUCCUACAGAAGAAAAAGUUUUAGUUUCCUUUUGUCAGAUUCCAUCUUCUGUGUGAGCUUUGUCACUAUCUCUUCUUCAGCCGUUUUGGUUUGAGCGGGGUUAACUGAACCGCGCGGCUAUAUAAAGGGGGCGGAACGGAAUUAGUUACAGAGCAAAAUUCAGUCUUGUAGGAUCUUCUUCGCCGCGUCUCCUGUAAGUCCUCGAAACCCUAAAAAUUCUCGGAUCAAGGUCUUGAAGACGUCAUUGUUGUUCUUUUGAUCGGUGUUUUUCGCAGCUGCAAUGGCUCGUACCAAGCAAACCGCUCGUAAAUCCACCGGCGACAAGAGCCCGCGAAAGCAACUCGCGGCUGUGGCCUCUCUCUCUCUCUCUCUUCGUGAAUUUGUUUUGUUCGCUACAAAUUUCAAUUUCACAUUCAUGUUCUAGUGGGUUGCCGUCGUAUGAUUCCAUCGAUUAGGUUCAUACUCUUGUCAUUCCGAACCAUAAAAUCUCGAUGAUUUCUGGCUGCUACUUCCAAUUUUUUUUUUUUGUUCUUUGGAAUUCUGUAUAGUGAUCUGGAAAUUAGCAUUAAGUUACAUCAUGAACUCUAGAUCGUGGCGGGCGGUGUAUUGGUGAGGAUGAUUAUCUUUGUAGUUGGAGGUUUACUAGUGAUGACUUCCGAUUUGUAUUAUGAGACUUUUCAUUACAAUUGCGCUAUGUUUCUUGAAGAUUUGUUUGUGGGAAAGUUUCGUUCUGGAAUUUAUUAGGCUUUUGAAUCUGUAAUCACAAGUUGUUCGAGCUGGGGAAAAGUGUAUAAUCGGUUUCUCUUGUAUGAAAUGAAGGUUGCAAGGAGGGGUAAAACACUAACAGCAGGUGGAGUCAAGAGGCCUCGCCGUUACCGCCCCGGAACCGUGGCUCUCCGGUAAUGAAACUCUCUUUUCGCGUUUGAUUCCCUCCAUCAGAAUUCUGCUGAGAAAGAAGCAUCCAUUUCCUGACAGCGAAAUCCGAAAGUACCAAAAGGGCACGGAACUCUUGAUCCCGAAACUGCCCUUCCAACGUUUCGUCCGUGAGAUUUCUGAGUCAUUCAAAGUACCUACAUUCCAACGUUUUCGUUCUUCGAAUCAAACGGAGUUGAGGUUCCAGAGCCACGCUAUUCUUGCAAUCCAAGAAGCGGCGGAAGCCUACCUGAUUGGACUGUUUGAACUUUGAAGAUACCAAUCUCAUCGCAGUCCACGCCAGGAGGGUCACCAUCAUGGCUAAGGACGUUCAACUUGCCCGUCAUAUCCGAGGCGAAAGAGCUUAAUGAAUUCGAAACGCCUCUGCAGGUCCUCAAUCCUCGCUCUACACUUCCUUUUUUUGAUUCAUAUCUCCAUACCCUUAAUCUUCAAAACUGAGAAAAACUCUUUGACGUGGCUGUGUCUGUAUUGCCAUUGGGUGGUAGAUAGAUAGAUUCUGUAUUGCUUC
This is a messenger RNA of Tarenaya hassleriana, 2067 nucleotides long. RefSeq names its product histone H1-like. Gene Ontology annotation, cellular component: nucleosome; nucleus. The record is from RefSeq and is a predicted model, not a curated record. Gene Ontology annotation, molecular function: double-stranded DNA binding; nucleosomal DNA binding. Gene Ontology annotation, biological process: negative regulation of DNA recombination; nucleosome assembly; chromosome condensation. The transcript is spliced from 3 exons. Bases 235 to 720 code for a protein of 161 amino acids. NCBI's taxonomy places the organism in Eukaryota, Viridiplantae, Streptophyta, Magnoliopsida, Brassicales, Cleomaceae.